UGUCACGGCGUGUCACGGCGACACACCGUGCCACGCUGUGACAUCCCCGUGCCUACACCGCGCGCACACCGCGUCAAGACCGUAACAAGCGCUCCAAAUGGUCGCGGCGCCGUGCCAGAAAUCAAAACUUUUUGAUUUUGUGUCACGGGGUGGCGCGGUGGCGCGUCGCCGCAACAGACACCGUGAUGCGUGUCGCGGCGCCGUGACAGACACCGCGGCACACCGCGACUCACCGCGGCACACCGCGCCAAGUUCGCCUGGGUGCAACUUGACGCGGCGCCUACAGCAACUUGACACGGCGGGCACGGAGUGGCCGCGGUGACUGUCACGGUGGGCGCGGCGUGGCCGCGGUGACUGUCACGGUGCGACACGGUGUGUUCGCGGUGUGGUCACGGUGUGUACGCGGUGUGGUCACGGUGGGUUACAGUAAUUGGAAUUUAAUGUGCUGAUUGGCUGACAACAUGCAUGGGAGGGUAUAAAUAUAGAUAAAGUCACAGCACAUUAACCAUUCCGACUCAUUCAAGCACUGCACACAGGUCUCUACAAUGCCUCGCAAGAAGUCGAGUGAAUCCCCAGCCCACCUUUCUGCUAACCUGAUGCCUGUUGAAGAUCCUUCAGUAGAAUAUGCAGAUGGAGAAAGUAGCCCACAUCCCGACGGUGUUGCUGAAGAUGACGUGAUGGGAGGACCAAGUGGCCGACAACCCCAUGCCAAGAGGAGAUGUCGUCCCAGCAAGAAAGACAUACCAAAUUACAAGUUUUCAGAAGAACAAGAGAAGGCUGUUGCGGAAUUCGUUCACGAACAUUCGGCCUUAUAUGACAAGAAGGACAAACGAUGGUGCGACCCCAAGUUCAAGGAGGCCCUGUGGCAAGAGGUGGCAGAGACGUUCCCUGAUUGUUCGUUUCUACAAGUGAAGAAGUUCUUCGAAAUGAGGAGGACUGAUUUUGGCAAGAUUGAAAAGAAAGCUAACAAGAGUGGGUCCGCUGCACGAAAACUUACACCAAGGGAGGAGGUGGUGAUGGCGACGUGGGGCUUUCUCGGAGGGCACAUAGCCCACGAACCUACACAAUCCAGCGACCGAUUCUCCCCUACGGUUUCACACAGGUCGUCGUCUUCUGAGUCAGGUCAUUCGGCCCAUUCCAUCAUCCGACGAAGGAACCUGGGAAUGGUGAAACGAAAGAGAACGGGAACAGAGACCACAACACACUCAAGUGUACCUGAAGAUGACGACACCACCAUCAAGGAUCUUCUGAAUGAAGCCAAGAAGAUCAUGGAGAGGAGGGAAACGACAGGGGUGGAGGCUGAAAUUCAGGACUUUACCACGUACCUCUGCUCCAGGCUUCGCAAAGUGGCGCGAAGGAAUCACAAAGUUCUGUUUCCCCAGAUCCUGGAGUUAGUGUCACUGUUGGAGGAGGAGCCUGGUGAUGAGGUUGGGGAAGGCAAAAUCGACGGUGAGAAGGUACUGUCUCGACACUCCACACCACAGCAGCCCGCACAGCCUCCACAGCAGCACUACCAGCCACCACAGCAGCAGUAUCAGCCACCACAGCAGCUCUACCAGCCACCACAGCAGCCAGCACAGCCUCCACAGCAGUACCAGUCACCACAACAGCCCGCACAGCCUCCACAGCAGUACCAGCCACCACAGGAGCUCUACCAGCCACCACAGCAGUACCAGCCACCACAGCACCCCGCACAACCUCCACAGCAGUACCAGUCACCACAGCAGCCAUACCAGCCACCACAACAGCAGUAUCAGACACCACAGCAGCAGUACCAGCCUGUGUAUACUGUGCUGUCAACACCAAAACAGCAAAUACCUCCUAGCCCUGCUCCAGCUCCUGCAGCAGCAACUUCAUAUUUCCUGUUUCAAUGGAAAUGAUGGUACCCUCCGUCAAGUCUCCCAGCGUCGCUAGUAUAUCUUCCUCCAAGUCCGUCCUGGAGACACCCAAGGUGACCAGACCAGUUGACAAUCUUGACAGUGAUGAGGACGACGACUAGUCUCUACAUACUAAA
Eriocheir sinensis (Chinese mitten crab) is the source of this 2014-nucleotide messenger RNA. RefSeq lists its product as uncharacterized. NCBI's taxonomy places the organism in Eukaryota, Metazoa, Arthropoda, Malacostraca, Decapoda, Varunidae. The transcript has a single exon. The record is from RefSeq and is a predicted model, not a curated record. Bases 546 to 1880 code for a protein of 444 amino acids.